UGUAGAGGAAGUCUUUUGUAGGAUAGCUUCAAGCUCAUCUUGAACGAAGUGGAGUCCAAUAACGGGUUAUGCCGGCUUUGUUUUACUUCCUUUACCAGAACUGGCGUAACUCUAACUUUAGAUAGUUCUAAUUUGAAAAGAAUGAGAAGAUACCUUAAAAAAUCUUCUGCGGUAGAGCUAACUUAAAGACCAACUAAACAAUACCAAGAAGUAGAGUAUCUACACCAAACAACAAAUCUGCAUCAAUAAAAGAAGACCCCAUCACAAGAACCAGUCAUACCAACUAACACUAUACCCCAAUCACACUACAUCAUCCAACCCCGCCUCCAAAGCCAUCUCUCCAGUCCCACCUUCUAAACCUCUAAAAACUACACUCCCUUCCUCCCACUCCACCCCUAAAAACCCCACUAUCUCCCUUCCCAAAUCCCCAAAAAAUCCCAACCCCCACCUUCCAGAGAUGAAGAAGCGAAAGAUUCAGCACCUUCUCAGGAAUCUUCAGUUGAUGACCAAAAGAAAUCUAGAGGUGUUGGAAGUCAUAACCCUCAGCCCGUUCCUCCAUCCCAAGACGCCACCUCCCUACCCAAAGACCCCAACAUCCACACCUCCUCCACAUCCCUCGGCGAGCCUAUCCAAGUAUCCCAAAAUCCCUAUGCCAGCCCACCCUUCCAGCACCCAAAUCACAUGGCAGGUCAACAAAUGCAGUAUCAAAAUGUAUAUCCUUACAAUGGGCAUCCUCAGUCUCAGCGUAGAAUCAGUCUUUGAAGAAAUAGGAAGAUCAGAACUCUGAUGAUCAUCCUGUCGGUGAUAGACGGGUUGUGCCAGAUCGGAAUUGGAGUUAUGGUAGGGCUCGCCUUCGCGUUGUAAGCAGAAGAGGAUGAUA
Moneuplotes crassus is the source of this 880-nucleotide messenger RNA. Lineage: Eukaryota; Ciliophora; Spirotrichea; Euplotida; Euplotidae. The record is from the annotation of a GenBank genome assembly.